AUGUCUUCACAAGAUAUUUUCGGUACACCUCCACUAUCACAAUUACAACAUGGUUCUUCAAGUAGAGGUCUACCUACACCACAAGAUAAUCUGUUAGACGUUGGUGAUUUCGACUUUGCAAAUAAUUCAGAAGUGUUGAAGUUAGAAAAGAAAAUGGAGAAUGUGAUAGCAGAAAACAAGAGGUUGGCAGCUGAGAACAAGAAGGCUGCUGAUAGAGAAAAAAUACUUGUGAAUCGUGUUCAGGAGUUAGAAAAGAAAGUUGAAGCUGAUCAAUCUAAGAUUGAUAUCCUGAAGGUUCGUGUGUCUGAACUUGAAGAAGAAAAGAACAGACGUGAUGCACAUAAUGAAUACUUCGAGUUGAAACAUAAAGAGUUGAAUGAAGCUAAAAGAGCAAAAGAUCAUGAGUUAUAUAUGCUACAUAAAGUUGUUGAAAGUAUGUUGGGAUCUUCUGUAGAAGAUAAGUUUGAGGAGCUACAGGUUGCAGAAGUUCGUGCUGAACGUCAAGCAGAGAUUGAACGACAAAUGAAGGAUAAAGGUAAAGGAGUUGAAGGAAGCUCGGUUGUGCCCGUAUUAGCUCUAGUACCUUCAAUGGUUACAGAGAAUCCUGGGCCUAUCUCUGCAGUAUCUGGGUUGUUUGAAGAUGAAACGCAUAUGCAUGAAUUGAUAGGUGAUAGUAGUGAUGAAGAUGGUGAUGAAGAUGAAGAGAAUGAUGAAGAUGAAGAAGAUGACUUUGUAUUCUCUGCAAGUAGUCAUAUUUCAAAAGGUAAUGAUGAUGAUGAUGCUGCAGGAGGAUCUGGGGUUAAAGUUACAGAAGCUGCAAAUGAAAAAGUCGUUGAUGAUUUGAUGAACGACACAUUGAAUGAAGAAAGUGGUGAAGCUUCUGGAAAGGGGGAGUCGGAUAAGACACAGAUUGUAGAACAUUCUUAA
Molecule: messenger RNA, 927 nt
Organism: Helianthus annuus (common sunflower)
Lineage: Eukaryota; Viridiplantae; Streptophyta; Magnoliopsida; Asterales; Asteraceae
Product: clusterin-associated protein 1 homolog
Exons: 1
Coding region: 1-927 (308 amino acids)
Source: RefSeq, a predicted model, not a curated record